AACCAGAACCACCUUGCACAUAUCAUGGUUUCAAAAGCUUGAUGUGAUCCUUGGGGGUUUUUCAUGUUCAUUCUAUUGCUUUCUUAUAUAUAUGAGGUGUUAUUCUUUCUUCCAGGCGUUCUGUUGCAUUUAGUUGGCCAAUAGACAUGACGAGAAACUAUUCGGUUUCACGGGGCCUCCUCCUUUUCUGUCUUGUCCUCUCCACUAAUGUUCUUGACGCUGCAAAUGCAAGAAAAUUGCAGCUCGCGAGUAGCAUGAGUGCUCAUGAAAUGGGAAAUGGCCUUCCAGAGAACACAAACGUUAAAAAGGAAGUGAACCUUCUAGAGCUCACGGUUGGAGGUUAUGGGGGAGUAUCACCUGGUGGUGGCUCUGGCAUCGGGAUGAACGGAGGCUUUGGCUCAGGUUACGGUGGUUCUGGAUCCGGUGGGGCUGGAGGUGGUGGAUUCGGUUCGGGCAUUGGUUAUGGGUCGGAUGGUGGGUAUGGACCUGGAAUUGGGUAUGGCUCAGAUUCAGGCUUUGGUGGUGGCGGUGGUGGGUUAGGCGGCUCAGGUGGCAUCGGAGGUGGUGGAAUAGGCGGCUCAGGUGGCAUUGGAGGUAGUGGUGGCGGUGGUGGAUUAGGCGGUUCAGGGGGCAUUGGAGGUGGUGGAAUAGGCGGUUCAGGUGGCAUUGGAGGUGGAGUAGGCGGUGGUGGCGGUGGUGGAUUAGGCGGUUCAGGUGGCAUUGGAGGUGGCGGUGGAGUAAGUGGUUCAGGAGGCGGUGGCGGCGGAGUUGGCGGUUCAGGAGGCACGGGUGGUGGUAGUGGUGGCGGUGGUGGUUAUGGAGGCAACAUGAAUAAUCCUUGAUCCAUGAGUGAGAGCGAGCGUUGGCGGGCAACGGCAACUCUGUAUGGUGCUUAAUUAAUUGCUAAGAUGAUUAACGGGACAAGGAUCUUAAUUAAGGACACAAAUAAAUAUAAUACUUGUUUCUCUUA
Molecule: messenger RNA, 970 nt
Organism: Cucurbita moschata (crookneck pumpkin)
Lineage: Eukaryota; Viridiplantae; Streptophyta; Magnoliopsida; Cucurbitales; Cucurbitaceae
Product: acanthoscurrin-2-like
Exons: 2
Coding region: 147-842 (231 amino acids)
Source: RefSeq, a predicted model, not a curated record